GCCAGGCGCAGGGCGCUCCGGCUUCGCUCUGGCCACCUUCAUCCGGGUCCUUGCUGCGUCUUAAGGACCCGGGGGAACAUGGCGGCGCCCUGGUGGCGGGUCGCGUUGUCGGGGAGUCGAAGCUGGCGGGGCUUCACCACCUCGGCCGCCCGCAGCCGCCGGACUCCCCCUCUCGGGCCCAUGCCCAACCAGGACAUCGACGUGAGCAACCUGGAUCGGCUGGAGAAGUACCGGAGCUUCGAGCGCUACCGGCGCCGGGCGGAGCAGGAGGCACUGGCCCCGCACUGGUGGCGAACCUACAGGGAACACUUCGUGGAGGAGACAGAUCCCAAAGACAAAAUUGACAUUGGGCUGCCUCCACCCAAGGUCCACCGGACCCAGCAGCUACGUGAACGGAAAAACUUCCUCCAGGAGCUUCGAGCCAGUGUGGAAGAGGAACGGGCAGCCCGCCUCUGCACAGCCAGCAUCCCGCUGGAGGCUGUGCAGGCCGAGUGGGAGAGGACCUGUGGCCCCUACCACAAGCAGCGUCUGGCUGAGUAUUAUGGCCUUUACCGAGACCUGUUCCAUGAUGCCACUUUUGUGCCCUGGGUCCCCCUGCAUGUGGCUUAUGCUUCGGGUGAGGAAGACUUGGUACCUGUGUAUUAUGGCAAUGAAGUGACUCCAACUGAGGCUGCCCAGGCCCCAGAGGUGACCUAUGAAGCAGACAAGGACUCCCUAUGGACACUACUACUCACCAACUUGGAUGGACACCUGCUGGAGCCAGAUGCCGAGUAUGUUCACUGGCUGUUAACCAACAUCCCAGGCAACAGAGUGGCUGAAGGACAGGAGACAUGUCCCUACCUCGCCCCAUUCCCCGCCCAAGGCUCUGGCUUCCACCGCUUUGCCUUCUUACUCUUCAAGCAGGACAAGCCAGUUGACUUCUCCGAGGAUACCCGCCCCUCACCCUGCUACCAGCUGGCCCAGCGGACUUUCCGCACUUUUGCUUUCUACAAGAAACACCAGGAAGCCAUGACUCCAGCUGGCCUGGCCUUCUUCCAAUGCCGCUGGGAUGAUUCGGUCACCCACACCUUCCAUCACCUUCUGGAUAUGCGGGAGCCUGUGUUUGAGUUUGUGCGGCCGCCCCCUUACCACCCCAAACAGAAGCGCUUCCCUCACCGACAGCCCCUGCGCUACCUGGACCGGUAUAGGGACAGUCAUGAGCCCACCUAUGGCAUCUACUGAGGGGCAUAGUGCACCCACCUCAAUACGAGAGCUGGGCCAGCAGGAACAGGAGGGCCAGGUGCUUGAAGCUCUGUCUGAGGCAGCGUCCUUCAGGGCCCUUCACAUCAGGCCCAGGGACUUGCAGUGAAGGUGUGAAUAAAGAGGAUUUUUCCUAUUGCU
Molecule: messenger RNA, 1380 nt
Organism: Nannospalax galili (Upper Galilee mountains blind mole rat)
Lineage: Eukaryota; Metazoa; Chordata; Mammalia; Rodentia; Spalacidae
Gene: Mrpl38
Product: mitochondrial ribosomal protein L38
Exons: 9
Coding region: 79-1221 (380 amino acids)
Cellular component (GO): mitochondrial large ribosomal subunit
Source: RefSeq, a predicted model, not a curated record